GCGAACGUUGACAUCGGAAUGGUGUUCUUGGGUUCAACUUCGGUUUGGUUCGGUCGCGCAGUCGCCGGACGUCUCAGUGCUUGAUUUUUGCUCCCGUAUGCUCGGCUGCAACGUGCGCCGGCGGGCGUCAACUGGUCUCCUCAGUUUUUCUCUUCUGGCUCCCGACUACACUGUGCUGCAUAACUCCCUGCUGUCUCAUUCCUCGUCAAUAGGUGAAUUCUUGGUUAAAGUCUGGCUCUCCGGGGAUCGACGUGCUCCUUCAACAAUACAGCCCAGUCGUAGUAUCCAUGAUAUCAUCGGGAAAUACUUCCAUGACUGUCGGCCUCUCUUUUGCAAAUGACAAGCCCGGCACUACGAGUCGUGUGGAGAGUAUGACGCUUCCCAUUGGUUAGGUGAUUGAAAGUCGAGACCGCCGGUUGACGGACAGACGCCCUCAUCGCAUAUAGGGAGGAUCGGGGCCGUCAAGGUCAAGGCGGUGUAGACGUUUCAUCGUGCCUUGAUCCGUACCUCAAGGCAGUCAUCUAUGUAAGCGUACGGCUACUUCGGCUCAAUAUAUAUAAGUGCUGCA
Molecule: messenger RNA, 568 nt
Organism: Laetiporus sulphureus 93-53
Lineage: Eukaryota; Fungi; Basidiomycota; Agaricomycetes; Polyporales; Laetiporaceae
Exons: 1
Coding region: 98-340 (80 amino acids)
Source: RefSeq, a predicted model, not a curated record